AUGGCACCAGAGGCGGUAGAAACAAACGCCGAACCAAGUAGUUGCAACACCUUCCUCCUAUCGACGAAAUAUCAAUCGCUAACUGGCAUUCUCUAGAGCCGACGUCUGGCAUGCUCACUCCCUCCCAAGCAGACGGCGAAUGGACGCCAGAGGCCGGUACGUGAAGAAGGCUCCACAACAAGGGCGGUACGCCUACCUGUACUAAGAUGCAUGCCUACAUGCACACCGGGACGCUCUGGCCUGACAUGAACGUACAGCGCUCGCCGAACUGCCCGAAGUACCACAGACGAGCUCCCCCUCGCCCGUGCCGUUCUUCCAUAUCCUGGAGCGCCUGAAGACGACGAAGCGUGAGGGAUGGCGACGUUUCGGCAUCACUCACGGCGAAUCGAUCUCCGAUCACAUGUGAGUGGCGACCAUAGCCCUAGCGGCCACGACUCCUAGAGCCGGAACGAAUCGUGGACCGACCUUUGUCUAAUCCGUUGCACAGGUACCGCAUGUCGAUAAUCACCCUCCUGUGCCCGCCCUCCCUCGCCUCUCGCAUCGAUAUCUCGAAAUGUACCACCAUGGCUCUGGUCCACGACAUGGCUGAAUCGCUCGUAGGCGACAUCACCCCGGUAGACGGCGUGACCAAAUCCGAAAAGUCCCGUCGCGAGGCAACCACAAUGGACUACCUCACCAAGACCCUGCUCGGCAACGUCCACAAUGGAGCUGCUGGCCGGAACAUCCGAGCGAUAUGGCAAGAAUACGAAGACAGCGAGACGCUCGAAUCGAAGUUCGUGCACGAUGUGGAUAAGAUGGAGUUGCUGUUGCAGAUGAUCGAGUACGAGCGCGUACACGAUGUGAGGAUUGAAUUCUCCAGAGUUGCGGACAGGAUUGUCCUGCCCGAGGUGCAGGAGUGGGCGAGCGAAGUGCUCAAGGAGCGUGCGGAUUUCUGGGCGAAGAAGGGCAUGAAGCCAGACCCGGAGAAGGAUACGAGCGAGGAGCUGAAGCGAAUGCAGGAUGAGUACUACGGAAAGAAGGCAGAAAACGGAAAUGGGGCGGUGGCAGCAGCCACAUUAGAGGCGCAAGGACAUUGA
Molecule: messenger RNA, 1076 nt
Organism: Lecanosticta acicola
Lineage: Eukaryota; Fungi; Ascomycota; Dothideomycetes; Mycosphaerellales; Mycosphaerellaceae
Source: the annotation of a GenBank genome assembly